CUCACCCGACGGUUGCCACCCAUCAAAGAAGCUAAACCUCGGCUACAGAAGCUUUUCCGGGACUUCUGGCUCUACUCUGUACUGAUGGGAUUCGCUGUGGAGGGCUCAGGACUUUGGCCGGAAGAAUGGUAUGAGGGAGUCUGUGAAAUAGCCACCAAGUCACCUCUGCUCACCUUUCCCAGCAAAGAGCCUCUUCGAUCGGUCCUGCAGUACAACUCAGCCAUGAAAAAUGACACAGUCACUCCUGCUGAGCUGAGUGAGCUCCGGAGCACCAUCAUCAACUUGCUGGAUCCCCCUCCUGAGGUCUCUGCCCUCAUCAACAAGCUGGACUUUGCCAUGUCUACCUACCUCUUGUCUGUGUAUCGGCUGGAAUACAUGAGGGUGCUGCGGUCCACAGAUCCUGAUCGCUUCCAGGUAAUGUUCUGCUACUUUGAGGAUAAAGCUAUUCAGAAAGACAAAUCUGGGAUGAUGCAGUGUGUCAUUGCUGUUGCUGACAAAGUGUUUGAUGCCUUCCUGAACAUGAUGGCAGAUAAAGCUAAGACCAAGGAGAAUGAAGAGGAGCUGGAGCGCCAUGCCCAGUUUCUGCUGGUGAACUUCAACCACAUUCACAAGAGGAUAAGGAGAGUGGCUGAUAAAUACCUGUCUGGUCUGGUGGAUAAGUUUCCACACUUGCUCUGGAGUGGGACUGUGCUGAAGACCAUGUUGGACAUCCUGCAGACGCUGUCACUAUCACUAAGUGCUGAUAUUCAUAAGGACCAACCUUACUACGACAUUCCUGAUGCCCCAUACCGGAUCACAGUUCCUGACACAUAUGAAGCCCGAGAGAGCAUCGUGAAGGACUUUGCUGCACGUUGUGGGAUGAUCCUGCAGGAAGCCAUGAAGUGGGCACCCACGGUCACUAAGUCCCACCUACAGGAGUAUCUGAGCAAACAUCAGAACUGGGUGUCAGGUCUGUCCCAGCACACAGGCUUGGCCAUGGCCACGGAGAGCAUCCUUCACUUUGCCGGCUACAACAAGCAGAACACGACUCUUGGGGCAACUCAGCUAACUGAACGGCCAGCCUGUGUGAAGAAAGAUUACUCCAACUUCAUGGCAUCCUUGAAUUUGCGCAACCGCUAUGCAGGCGAGGUACAUGGGAUGAUCCGGUUCUCGGGAGCCACAGGCCAGAUAUCUGACCUGAACAAAAUGAUGGUUCAGGAUCUGAUUACAGCUUUGGACCACAGCAAUCCUCAGCACUACACACAGGCCAUGUUCAAGCUGACUGCAAUGAUCAUUAGCAGCAAAGAUUGUGACCCGCAGCUCCUCCAUCAUCUGUGUUGGGGUCCCCUCCGGAUGUUCAAUGAGCAUGGCAUGGAGACCGCGCUGGCCUGCUGGGAGUGGCUGCUGGCUGGCAAGAGUGGAAUUGAAGUGCCUUUCAUGCGGGAGAUGGCGGGUGCCUGGCACAUGACAGUGGAGCAGAAGUCCGGCCUCUUUUCUGCUGAAACCAGGGAAGCAGACCCCCUGGCAGCGUCAGAAGCAAGUCAGCCCAGACCCUGCCCCCCUGAAGUGACGCCCCACUACAUCUGGAUCGAUUUCCUGGUACAGCGGUUUGAGAUUGCCAAGUACUGUAGCUCUGACCAGGUGGAGAUCUUCUCAAGUCUGCUGCAGCGCUCCAUGUCCCUGAACAUCGGUGGAGCUAAGGGGAGCAUGAACAGGCAUGUGGCAGCCAUCGGACCACGUUUCAA
Messenger RNA from Peromyscus eremicus (cactus mouse), 1724 nucleotides. RefSeq names its product phosphatidylinositol 4-kinase alpha-like. The annotation marks the transcript as partial. The transcript has 15 exons. The record is from RefSeq and is a predicted model, not a curated record. NCBI's taxonomy places the organism in Eukaryota, Metazoa, Chordata, Mammalia, Rodentia, Cricetidae.